Molecule: messenger RNA, 932 nt
Organism: Galendromus occidentalis (western predatory mite)
Lineage: Eukaryota; Metazoa; Arthropoda; Arachnida; Mesostigmata; Phytoseiidae
Gene: Taf9
Product: TBP-associated factor 9
Exons: 2
Coding region: 151-669 (172 amino acids)
Biological process (GO): DNA-templated transcription initiation; RNA polymerase II preinitiation complex assembly
Cellular component (GO): transcription factor TFIID complex; SAGA complex
Molecular function (GO): protein heterodimerization activity; transcription coactivator activity; RNA polymerase II general transcription initiation factor activity
Source: RefSeq, a predicted model, not a curated record
UCGAGUGUUGUUGAUAGCUGCUGCUAUUAGAAAACAACACAGCGACGACUGAGCUCGGUGUUUGAGCGGCGGCCGAUUGAAACUAGUGGAAUUAAAUUGCUUCUACAUGUUAUUUACUUAGUUUUGUACGAGUAUAAGCACGGCUUCAACAUGAGCGGUGGCGCAGGGAGUUCUGGUCUCAACAAUCCUCGGAGUGCCCCUAAGGAUGCGCACGUCAUGAUUGCUCUCCUCAGAGAGAUGGGUAUCUCAGACUACGAACCGAGGGUUUUGGAUCACAUGCUAGACUUCACAUACAAAUAUGUCACGAACGUGCUGGAAGAAGCGCGGGCUUACAGUUCUCACUCGAAAAAGCGAAACAUCGACAUCGACGACGUGCGGUUAGCGAUUCAACUCUUGAGUGAGAAGUCGUUCACAAAUCCACCUGCGCGAGACAGCCUUCUGGAGAUCGCUCGAGCGAAAAACUCGCAUCCACUGCCCAUGAUCAAGAGCACCACCGGAGCUCGUCUGCCUCCUGAUCGGUACACUCUGACAUCUACAAACUAUCGUUGCAAAACAAAGCCUAAACCCCCUCCACAAAAGAUCAUCCAAACCGGCGGACAGCAGAAUAUGGAGAAGAGUUUGCGACGAUUGGUAUCCACAGAGCAAGAAGAGCAGAAGAAAAGGAUUUGAGCCCCAUCGAUACAAAGAGCGUUCUGUUGUAUUUUGAGCGGAAGGAUUGACCUCUGUCGAGUUCAUUGACUAAAGCAGUGUGCCCCACACGUUCCUCCUCGAGUCUAACGAUAAGUUUAUCUGUCGAAUUGGCUGCGUGCUCCAUCGAGAAUUCGAGAUUGAGGAACUCUCGCGAGUUCCGAUCGAAUCAGAGUCUCCGACUGAUAAUAAUGGAGGAAUUCCUGGAAUCGUGCGAUUUUCUUAAAAAGCUCCAGCUAUACACU